Messenger RNA from Pipistrellus nathusii (Nathusius's pipistrelle), 486 nucleotides. NCBI's taxonomy places the organism in Eukaryota, Metazoa, Chordata, Mammalia, Chiroptera, Vespertilionidae. The record is from the annotation of a GenBank genome assembly.
AUGCGGAUGGGGGUGCGGGACGCGCGGCGGGGUGCCCCGCGGAGGGGCCCCGCGGAGGAGCCGGUCCCCCCACCCCCGCCCCGCGCCCUUACCUUCCUAGAGGCCCGCGCUCUCCCCUCGUCGGGCGGCCGCAGCCCUGAGCAUGUCCGGGGCGGGUGCGGGGCCGUGCGGGGGACGCGGAGCCAGGCGCCUCAGCGGGCGGCACCACCCAGCCCGGGCUCAGCCCCGCUCCGCGGCCGCUGCCAUCUUGUCCCGGCGGCUGAGAGGAAACGGCGAGACACCCACCCUCGACCGCGGCGGCUGCUGCUGCUGCUGCUCAGGCUGCGGAGCGCCGGGCCCGUCUCCCUCAUCUUCCUCCCAGGGAGCUGGGUGGGGUCGGUGGGCCGGGGCGGCGGGUGGGUGCGAGGCGGGCCGGGCGGCCUCCGCCUGCGGGGCCUACGGGAGGCGCGGGGUGCGGGGCCCGCGGCGGGCGGGGCCCAUUCCUGA